AGCGUGACAGCAAUCAUGUUGACAGGAAGAAUAAGCGGGAUCCAUUGCCGUAACAACACGCAACUCGCACUACACUCAGCCUGUGCUUCGUCCCUCCUUCCAGACAGAACAAAUACUAUAUUCAUCUGCUACGGCUUGCAGUUACUGGAACUCCCAGCAGGAACUCCUGGUUACUUUACUCCACCGUUUGAGCUGCAGAACACAAUGCCAUUCAUGCCACGGGGCGAAAACCGGCGAAGCGCCUGCUCCCUUAAACCAGCAAUGUGGAGAACAUGCAGUAUUUUUUGCGCAUGGAGUCUACUGUUCUUGACAGAGGUCUGUGCGCAGUCUCAGCGGAGACCAACCUUCACAUGCGGUGGAAACAUUACAGGAGAUUCUGGAGUAAUCGGGAGCCAGGGGUACCCAGGAGUUUACCCUCCAAAUACCAAAUGUGUGUGGAGGAUUACAGUCCCUGAGGGAAAGGUCGUGGUCCUGUCAUUCCGCUUUAUUGACUUGGAGAGCGACAACCUGUGCCGCUAUGACUAUGUGGAUGUUUACAGUGGCCAUAUCAGUGUGCAAAGACUUGGUCGCUUCUGUGGGACGUUCAAGCCAGGAGCCCUGGUAUCCACGGGCAACAAGAUGCUCCUGCAGAUGGUAUCUGAUGCCAACACAGCUGGGAGUGGCUUCCUGGCUGUUUUCUCUGCUGCCCACCCACAUGAGAGAGGGGAACAGUACUGUGGAGGCAGAUUGGACAAGCCCUCUGGGACUUUUAAAACUCCCAACUGGCCUGAGAAGGACUACCCAGCUGGUGUCACCUGCUCCUGGCACAUAGUGGCACCAAAGAACCAGAUUAUUGAAGUCAAGUUCGAAAAGUUUGAUGUGGAAAGGGAUAACUACUGCCGCUAUGACCAUGUUUCCAUUUUCAACGGGGCAGAAAUCAACGACGCCAAGAGAAUUGGCAAAUACUGUGGAGACAGCCCCCCAGCGCCAGUGUUCUCAGAUGGGAACCAGCUCCUCAUCCAGUUCCUGUCAGAUCUCAGUUUAACCGCAGACGGCUUCAUUGGACACUACAAGUUCAGACCAAAGAAAUUCCCCACCACCACGAUACCACCCACCACUACCACUCAGCCAGUCACCACCAGGCCCAUACCUCUAAAGUACUCUGUAGCCCUGUGCCAGCAGAAAUGCAAAAGACGGGGAACACUUGAGAGCAAUUACUGCUCCAGCAAUUUUGUGAUAACCGGGACUGUCAUUACUGCGGUGAUGAGAGGAGGAAGUAUGUACGCCACCAUUUCUAUUAUCAACGUUUAUAAAGAAGGCAGUCUGGCCAUUCAGCAGGCAGGAAAGACGAUGAGCACCAAGAUCAUUAUCCUGUGCAAGAAGUGUCCAUUUGUCAAGAGAGGCUUGAACUACGUCUUCAUGGGUCAGGUGGAUGAGGAUGGCCGGGGGAAAAUCGCCCCCCACCACUUCGUUAUGGCGUUUAAGACAAAGAACCAGAAAGGACUCAACAUUCUGAAAAAUAAGCAGUGCUGAGUUCCAGUAGCGCUGAGGUUUUCCACUGGACAGGUUUGCCUGAGGCUCAGCUGUGGAUGGAAACAAUUAAGCAAAAAAAAAAUGAUCUCAACAACACAAACACAGGCCACCACAACAAAACUGAAAGUGGAUGCAGAGAUGCCAGAACAAAACUUAACAUGAUCCAUUCAAUUAGGUGCAACUUAGAUUUUUCUAUUUAUUAAUUUUGCUGCAGAUUGCAUGUUUUUAGAAUAAACAAGAAGACAUUAAGUACUUCUACUUCUGUCUGUCUUCUUUUAAAAGACCAGUAGGUUAAUCUGUUUUGUAACCUCAGGUUAAUCAGCAACACAAUUAGUUGAAGUUUCCAUCCCUGUUCCACAGCCCAUUCUCACUCUGCCUAGUCACAUUCCUGUCAUGUCCCGAGCAUGGAUUUAAAAUGUAGCCAGUAACAGGAGCCCAGAAUAGGGAGUAUAACAAUUUAUGUUUCAGUUUUUCAUAAAACAAACAUUAAUCAGAUUGUUUACAUUUUCAGUGUGCACACCUGUUCUGACAUCCUGUGAUGGCACUAUUCAUUUCACAUUUUUCUACAUUCUAUUUUUCAGUUUUUCCCCUUUUGAGGCUGUGGAGUGCAAUGUGAAUGAACAGUGGAUUUUAUUAUUUAGUAUAUGCAUUAAACAAAUAUAUCUUUAAUUUCACAAGCCUGAUUAAUAUCCAUAGGGGAUUUGUCACAGCUGAUUGUUGCAGUUUGAAUGACGGCGUUAACAACCUGCAGUUCAUUUUCUGUGUUCAAUUUUAAUGGGCAGGAUUUGGAAGUUUUUAAGUGGUUGUAAAAAAGUGCAAUAUUUAAUAUAUACAUGAUUCUUUUUUGAAAGAUUUGUAUGCUGUUUUUUUGUGAAAGAAAUGAGGACCUUCCUAGCUAAAGCUGUUUUUCUUUAGUUUGUUUACAGAUGCAAAGCACCGCUAUCAGCAUACAUCAUUUACUUUGUUUUUAAAGGCAGAGCUAUGAAAUGAAAAAUAUUUUCAUAUGAAAAAGUCUGUGAAUAUUAUUUAUAUUUUAUUGUUUCCAGCUU
This is a messenger RNA of Sander lucioperca (pikeperch), 2561 nucleotides long. RefSeq names its product procollagen C-endopeptidase enhancer 2b (gene pcolce2b). Gene Ontology annotation, molecular function: protein binding. NCBI's taxonomy places the organism in Eukaryota, Metazoa, Chordata, Actinopteri, Perciformes, Percidae. Bases 16 to 1512 code for a protein of 498 amino acids. The record is from RefSeq and is a predicted model, not a curated record. The transcript has 10 exons.